AUGGUUGAUGUAUUCAAUGGGUCUUUGAAAUUCAAAAGCUUGAGAACUCUCAAAUUGCAACGGUCUAAUAUCACAGAGUUACCAGAUUCAAUUUGGAAGCUGAGACAUUUGAGAUACCUUGAUGUCUCACGUACCAGUAUCAGAGUAUUGCCAGAAUCCAUCACAAAGCUCUACCAUUUGCAAACAUUAAGAUUCACUGAUUGCAAGUCACUAGAAAAGCUUCCCAAGAAAAUGAGAAAUUUAGUCAGCUUGAGACAUCUCCAUUUUGAUGAUCCAAAGCUAGUGCCAGCUGAGGUGAGACUCUUAACACGCCUUCAAACUCUACCUUUAUUUGUUGUGGGUCCAGAUCAUAUGGUUGAAGAGCUGGGAUGUUUGAAUGAACUAAGAGGAGCAUUGGAGAUAUGCAAGCUUGAGCAAGUGAGAGACAAAGAAGAAGCUGAGAAGGCAAAACUGCGUGGAAAAAGAAUUAACAAAUUGGUGUUUGAAUGGAGUUAUGAUGAAGGUAACAACAGUGUCAAUAGCGAGGAUGUGCUGGAAGGCCUGCAGCCUCACCCAGACUUAAGAAGCUUGACAAUUGAGGGUUAUGGAGGUGGAUAUUUCUCAUCAUGGAUAUUGCAACUCAAUAAUCUGACGGUGCUGAGAUUGAAUGGCUGCAGCAAGUUGAGGCAACUCCCAACACUUGGAUGUCUUCCUCGCCUUAAGAUUCUAAAGAUGAGUGGAAUGCCUAAUGUGAAAUGUAUAGGCAAGGAGUUCUAUAGUAGCAGCAUUGGCAGUGCAGCAGAACUGUUUCCAGCACUAGAAGAACUCACUUUGCGGGGUAUGGAUGGUCUUGAAGAAUGGAUGGUACCAGGUGGAGAAGGUGAUCUAGUAUUUCCUUGUCUUGAAGAGUUGUGCAUUGAGGAGUGUCGCCAGUUGAGGCAACUCCCAACACUUGGAUGUCUUCCUCGCCUUAAGAUUCUAAAGAUGAGUGGAAUGCCUAAUGUGAAAUGUAUAGGCAAGGAGUUCUAUAGUAGCAGCAUUGGCAGUGCAGCAGAACUGUUUCCAGCACUAGAAGAACUCACUUUGCGGGGUAUGGAUGGUCUUGAAGAAUGGAUGGUACCAGGUGGAGAAGUUGUUGCAGUAUUUCCUCGUCUUGAAAAGUUGAGCAUUUGGCAGUGUGGAAAGUUGGAAAGCAUUCCGAGAUGUCGUCUUUCAUCUCUUGUAGAAUUUGAAAUUCACGGAUGUGAUGAGCUGAGAUAUUUUUCUGGUGAGUUUGAUGGCUUCAAGUCUCUUCAGAUUUUAAGGAUAUUGAAGUGUCCAAUGCUGGCAUCCAUUCCAAGCGUACAACACUGCACAGCUCUGGUGCAAUUGCGUAUAUACGACUGCCGUGAGUUGAUCUCAAUUCCUGGUGAUUUUCGAGAAUUGAAAUAUUCUUUGAAGACAUUGAGUGUUAAUGGGUGUAAAUUGGGAGCUCUUCCAAGCGGACUACAAUGUUGCGCAUCUCUAGAGGAAUUAACAGUAAUUGAUUGUAGUGAGCUUAUCCAUUUCAGUGGUUUACAAGAAUUGUCUUCGCUACGAAGUUUAGGGAUUAUACGUUGUGAUAAGCUCAUCAGUAUUGAUUGGCAUGGUUUACGACAAUUGUCUUCUCUUGUUUAUUUACAAAUCAUCACGUGUCCCAGUUUGAGAGAUAUCCCAGAGGAUGAUUGCUUAGGCGGCCUCAUGCAACUGCAUUAUUUGAGCAUCGGUGGUUUCUCAAAGGAGAUGGAGGCUUUUCCUGCAGGAGUUUUAAACUCAUUCCAACACCUCAACUUGAGUGGGUCCCUCAAAUACCUAAUGAUUGAUGGAUGGGAUAAACUGAAGAGUGUACCACACCAACUUCAACACCUCACUGCCCUCGAGAGAUUGAAAAUACGUUAUUUCAAUGGAGAGGAGUUUGAGGAAGCAUUGCCAGAAUGGUUGGCCAACCUUUCUUCUCUUCAAUGUCUUUCGAUCGAGGAUUGCAAGAAUCUCAAGUAUAUGCCAAGUUCAACAGCCGCCAUUCAACGCCUCUCCAAAUUAGAGCUAUUGUAUAUCUGGGAUGGCAAAUUCUGUUUCCAGCAGCAUCAGUACAAAAGUUCUUCUCCAUUACCAGUAUCACACGUCCAUAAAAAAACAGUGAGAGAGGAUGGUAUUGCUUGGCCAGUAAAUGUAGCAAGUAAUGAAUUGGAGGGUCCAAUCCCAGAAGCCCUAAGCAGAUUGAGUCCACAUUCAUUUGCGGGCAAUAAAGGACUAUGUGGACCCCCGUUAGGGCCAUGCAUACCCUCUCCACCUUCUACCCCCAAAUCCAAUGGGAAGAAAUUUAGCAUUCUAUACAUUGUAUUGAUUGUGCUGCUAAUGCUAGCAGCCAUUGCUUUUGCUUUCCUUUUGGUUUCCCGAAAAAAAUGUAAAAGUCGAAUACAGAGGACAGCAUCAUCACCAGAGGAGAACUCCAACAAAAUGGUGGCUUCUUAUUAUAGAGAUGUACAUCGUGAAUUGUCAGAGACUAGUUCUCAUGCAAAGAAGGCUGAUCAUGGAAAGUUGACAUUCCUGAAGGAUGACAUUGAGAAGUUUGAUUUGCAAGACUUGCUUACAGCCUCAGCAGAAGUUUUGGGGAGUGGGACAUUUGGAUCUUCAUAUAAGGCAGUUGUCGUUGGACAACCUGUGGUUGUUAAGAGGUAUCGGCAUAUGAGCAAUGUGGGGAGAGAAGAGUUCCAUGAGCACAUGAGAAGGUUAGGGAGGUUGAAACAUCCCAACUUGCUGCCUCUUGCGGCAUAUUACAAUAGGAGGGAUGAGAAGCAUUUGGUUACAGAGUUCGCUGAGAAUGGUAGCCUGGCUAGUCACCUUCAUGGAAAUCAUUCACCGGAAGAAGAUGGACUUCAUUGGCACAUCCGCUUGAAAAUCGUCAAAGGAGUAGCCAGGGGUUUGGCUUUUCUCUACAAUGAGCUUCCUAUAAUUGCUCCUCAUGGACACCUAAAAUCUUCCAACGUGCUCCUAGACGAGUCGUUCGAGCCUCUCUUGACAGAUUAUGCUCUAAGACCCGUGGUCAACCCUGAACAUGCCCACAUGUUCAUGAUGGCUUACAAGUCACCUGAGUAUGCACAACAAAGCCGGACAUCAAACAAGACAGAUAUAUGGAGUUUUGGCAUUUUAAUACUGGAGAUGUUAACUGGCAAGUUCCCUGAGAACUAUCUAACACCAUGUUAUAACAGUGAUGCAGACUUAGCAACUUCGGUUAAUAACAUGGUGAAGGAAAAGCGAACAAGUGAAGUGUUUGAUAAGGAAAUAGUGGGAACAAAAUAUAGCAAGGGAGAAAUGAUAAAGCUUUUGAAGAUUGGAUUAAGUUGCUGUGAAGAGGAUGUAGAGAGAAGGUUGGACAUUAAGGAAGUUGUCGAGAAGAUUGAUGUACUGAAAGAAGGAGACGAAGAUGAAGAACUUUACGGGAGUGAAGGGAAUGCAUAUAGUGUUAGAGGGAAUGACCAGGAAGGAUAUUCCUUCACAGUGGAUCGAUGAUUGUCGGAGGAGCAUGAAGUAAAAGGCAUAUAGAACAAUAUCACAAGGGAUGACAGGUUUCCUGACUCCCACACAGUGAAGAACAACAUGAAGAGUGGAGUGAUCUGUUAUGAGGGUUAGCUUUCUCUGUUAACUGUAGAAAAUGUUGUAAAGCAACAAUGGGGGUUCAUUAGCUGAUAGAAUUUUAAUUUUAUGUUUUUGGGUUUUAGAGGGAAAGAGGAAAAAAGGAAACCUGUAAGAAUAUUUUUUCUUCUUCCAUUCAAAUCAUUUUGGUCAUCAUUUGUGUUAUCUCCCCCGCAUGAAAAGUAAUACUAAUAGGUGGUACGCCUGA
Messenger RNA from Populus trichocarpa (black cottonwood), 3838 nucleotides. Its product is annotated as probable LRR receptor-like serine/threonine-protein kinase IRK. Gene Ontology annotation, biological process: protein phosphorylation. Bases 1 to 3507 code for a protein of 1168 amino acids. The transcript has 4 exons. The record is from RefSeq and is a predicted model, not a curated record. Gene Ontology annotation, molecular function: ATP binding; protein kinase activity; protein binding. Lineage: Eukaryota; Viridiplantae; Streptophyta; Magnoliopsida; Malpighiales; Salicaceae.